AUGCCACCUCCCGGCUCUUUGGAUUCAGAGUCUUUGGCGCAGAUGAGGUUCCAGCAGGUUGCCACAGAGUACGAGCAGAUCAAAAGUGCAGGGAUUGACCCUCAGGUGCAAGAGCUGGCAGAUCACCAUGGCCUAGAUGAACGCGUAAGACGGGCGCUCAAUGAGGAAAUGAAAAAGCGCAAGGACACGUUCGAAUCAGAUAUGCAAGCACUUUGGGUCGGACUGGAAGGUUCAAAGAAUCCGGCAGGAAUGCUGAUGAUGAAGGUCAAAGACAUGCGCAUGGGCGUAUUCAAGGGGAUGACAGCUCUGACCAAGAAGAUCCAAGAGUUCGCCAAGAGAAACCGCUUGGACGCACAGGCCGCCGUGAAGUUGGGAGAGGUCAUGGAGAAUCGCAGCGAUGUUGAUGGCGACCUCAUGAAGCUGUCCAAGCAUUUGGAACGGUCAAACAAGCCAUCCUCCUUGAUGAUGAUGAUGCUGCGAGACUUGCGCGAUGGAAAGCCUGUCAAGGAAAGCUUUGAGGGCCGCUUUUUGCAUAUUAUCCAGUGA
This is a messenger RNA of Durusdinium trenchii, 546 nucleotides long. Lineage: Eukaryota; Dinophyceae; Suessiales; Symbiodiniaceae. The record is from the annotation of a GenBank genome assembly.